This is a messenger RNA of Zophobas morio, 1931 nucleotides long. It is a transcript of the gene Ey, whose product is annotated as paired box protein Pax-6-like. Bases 317 to 1543 code for a protein of 408 amino acids. Gene Ontology annotation, molecular function: RNA polymerase II cis-regulatory region sequence-specific DNA binding; DNA-binding transcription factor activity, RNA polymerase II-specific. NCBI's taxonomy places the organism in Eukaryota, Metazoa, Arthropoda, Insecta, Coleoptera, Tenebrionidae. Gene Ontology annotation, biological process: regulation of transcription by RNA polymerase II; anatomical structure development. The record is from RefSeq and is a predicted model, not a curated record. The transcript has 8 exons.
CAGUAGAGUUGUUGCUUGACCGGUUGGAAUUGAACGUGUCUUUAACAACCCAUUGACUCCAAACAGUUCUAAUCAAGUAUUUGGGAAUUGUUUAAUUGUCUUUAAAUAAUUCCGAUUACACUUUCGUUUCGAUUAAACGGUGUGAUUUUUAAUCGCGUGGUGCUAUUUAUUUUCGUUUAGUUCGUUUCGUGUACUUUUUCACAUGGUGCUCUAAAAGUUUUGCCAACUUGAGCGGCGACGCUUUAAUCGUGUUGUGUUUUGUGCAGUGACAUAACAUCAUCAUUCUCCCGGCACAGCAGCUGGGGGCGGUGGCACCAUGGCCAUCCGCUAUCACAUCCGUGGACGAUAUGGCACACAAAGGUACUACGAGACUGGCUCCAUCCGACCUCGAGCCAUCGGUGGUUCGAAACCUCGAGUAGCAACUGCAGAAGUCGUCUCGAAAAUUUCCUCGUACAAACGUGAGUGUCCUUCGAUAUUUGCCUGGGAGAUCAGAGAUCGACUGCUGCAAGAGGGUGUCUGUACCAACGACAACAUACCGAGCGUCUCGUCGAUAAACAGGGUUUUGCGAAAUUUGGCCGCACAAAAAGAGCAGUCGUCUCAGAAUCCUCCGGUUUCGACCGGAAACGACAGCGUAUACGAUAAGCUUCGCCUCCUGAACGGAAACCAAGGAAGUUGGAGACCGACGCCAUGGUAUUCGCCGGGCAACACUUCGUUUCCGCUUCAGCCACUGAGUCCACCGCCCACCAUCUUGGCCGACGACAUCAGCAAAAAAGUAACGGACCUCGAUGGAAUAAAUUCGGACGAAACCAACUCCGGGGACAACUCAAAUGCCGGCUCAAGUAUAGGACCGGACGACGAUCAAGCUAGACUUAGGCUAAAGAGGAAGUUGCAAAGAAACCGGACGUCUUUCACGAACGACCAGAUAGACAGCCUCGAAAAAGAAUUCGAAAGAACACAUUAUCCCGAUGUAUUUGCACGGGAGAGGUUGGCGGCGAAAAUUGGUCUUCCGGAAGCAAGGAUUCAAGUGUGGUUCUCAAACAGAAGGGCAAAGUGGCGAAGAGAAGAAAAAUUGCGUAAUCAACGUCGGGGUGCUCCAGCACCUGCUGAGCACCCAGGACCAGCUGCGUCACCACCACGUCUUCAGGGUUUUAACAAUACGUCGAUGUAUUCGCCUAUACCACCACCGAUGUCCAUUUCGGAUACGUACAGUUCAAUGUCUUCAAUGCCAACGUUUAGUCAUGGAGGACUUAGCACGAGUAUGGGACCUUCUCCGGGAGCUUGUUUGCAACAAAGGGAAAGUCCGGGAAUGGGCGGAGCAAUGAGUGGUUACUGCAUGGGUCGUCCACCUAGUUAUGACUUAGGGAUAGGAUAUGGGUCAAGACCGUCUCCCUGCAGUCCUACACAACCUUAUCAAAUGAAUGGACAUCAAUACAACACAAAUGGAACUUCGUCGACAGGUUUAAUAUCUCCUGGCGUGUCUGUCCCUAUAGCAGUUCCAGGGCAGGCUGACAUGACGUCGCAAUACUGGCCGCGUUUACAGUGACCUUGGUGGACCUAAAUAAUUUUGGCAUAAAUGUUGUCUUACCCUUUCCAUUCUAGUAUUGUUGAACUUUUUCAAGUUAACGCUUUGUGGUACCGAAAUGGUUUUUAAAAUGUGGAGUUAAUCGGUAAUCAAGCUAUUUUAGGACCAUUUUGGUUGGACGACUCUUAUAUUGACGAGAUAUUAAUUAAUUGCCAGAAUUGUCUUAAUUCCCUAAAGCGAGUCAAAACUCAUGCAUUCCAAAGAAUUAGUGUACAAUUCAUAUUUUCAUCAUUCUUGUGUAUAUGUGAUCUAAUAUUCAUUUACAAACAUGUAAAUUGCGAAAUUUAUUUUCAUUAUUUUAUGUAAGAACAUAUCUCAUAUCAAAGAAAAAUAAUGUUUAAUUUUUAAA